AUGCCCAGUGACAUGUUCUAUCAGGUUGACGUUGCCAGAUUUAUCUUCUGCGUCGACACAAAACGGGCAUUCCGUAAUCACAUCAUCCCUGGGCAGCGUUUGGUAGCAUGCGGCGACAAGGUCAUCCAAUUCCUCAUAGUCAACCUCUUCAAAGUGACACUCCUGCAUAUGGGACCUAAACGCGAUUUCCUCAUGAAAUAUCAGGCUUUUACCAUGGCUGUUGUCCAUACAUGUCCAACAACCAAUGCCAUGUUGGGUCUUCAUAUGAUUGACCCAAUCUUCUUCGGACUCGUAGAGUUUAGUCGGCGUCAGACACGGUUCCAAUAUACAGACAAAUGGCAUAAGAUCUUCAAGAAUGUGCUCUCUUCUAUGUAUCAGCACUUCAGCAACUUACUAUUCUGUCGAAGUACUCACUUCCAUCGUUUGCCACUAAACUCCAUUGGCGGAUGGAGUGAGAAGCAGUAUGGACACCAAGACUCUAUAAAGUGGGAUGCUGUAUUUGGCGGAGGGGGAAGUUUGUCAACAAUACGUGAGCUUUUAUCGUCGUCGUUACCGCUCGCCGGUUUGAGUGAAUGUACAUGUUUCCCUCGUUCAGGUUCUGUACUGGUCGUCGCCAUGCUAGGGAUAUCCGAUUCUGAACCCCUGGGCGACUUCGUAGCUGGUAUUGUCCUUGAGCUCGAGGACCGUGGUGCUUUAAGGCUAGCCAUAUCUGAUCUGGACCCCGGUACCGUGGAAGCCAAGUAG
Molecule: messenger RNA, 744 nt
Organism: Aspergillus terreus NIH2624
Lineage: Eukaryota; Fungi; Ascomycota; Eurotiomycetes; Eurotiales; Aspergillaceae
Exons: 1
Coding region: 1-744 (247 amino acids)
Source: RefSeq, a predicted model, not a curated record